AUGGCCAAAGACAAAGAGCGCUCGAUCAACCCUGCCGCCGCGCAGCGGAAACAAGAUAAACAAAAAGAGUUGAAGAAAGGCAAAGCAGAGGCACUUGCUCGACGGAAUGAGAAAUUGGCGCGCCGCAACCCAGAUCGAAUUCAGCGUCAGAUCAACAGCUUCAAAGAAGCCGAGGAGUCAGGACAAAAACUACGGCCACGCGAUAAGGAGCUCCUUGAAGCACUGGAGAAGGAUUUGCGAGGCGUUUUGAAAGCGCGUGAAGCCCUUGGCGACAAGGCACCCCGGUUCGAUCACGGCGGCAGAGGAGGGCACCAUGGUGAUGGCGCUAGACGGGGUGGUGGGGACGGCGUGCUCGGGAAGCGGAGGCGAGGCUCAGAUGAAACACGAAUGCCUCGUGAUAGUGACAGCAGCGAUACGGAUGAGGAUGUGCGAAGGAUACCCAUGCCGCGGGAUACACCGCCACCAAUCCCGCGUCAGCACCAGCGCAGACGAGAUGGAAAUGUGCCUUCAGAACAAAAUGUUGAACGCACCGGUCCUCAUCCCCUGCCAUCUCGUCCAACGGCGGUUCCGGUGGCCAAGACUGUUUACGAAGCGAAACCUCAGAUUCGGGAUUUGCGACAGGAGGCAACCAAGAAGUUUGUUCCGGCUGCGGUUAGGAUGAAACAGCAGUCAAUCAAGGGGCAGGGGAAGCUGUUGGAACCGGAAGAGAUGGAUAAGCUUGAGAAAGCUGGGUAUAACGCCGGGCCUGCUCCGGAAGCACGGGCUGGGGAUUCGCCACAGGAGGAGCAGGAGGAGCAGGAGGAUUGGAUGUUGACGUUACAAGAAGAGGAGCGACGUCUCAACCAAGAGCGUAAGACGGUUCAGAUAGAAGAGGUUGAAGAUGAGGAGGCGUGGGCUUAA
Messenger RNA from Penicillium coprophilum, 900 nucleotides. Its product is annotated as WW domain binding protein 11. Gene Ontology annotation, biological process: RNA processing. The record is from RefSeq and is a predicted model, not a curated record. Lineage: Eukaryota; Fungi; Ascomycota; Eurotiomycetes; Eurotiales; Aspergillaceae. The transcript has a single exon. Bases 1 to 900 code for a protein of 299 amino acids.